AUGAUCCGGUACAACCACCUGAAGGGAGAACGAACUAACACCCAGAGAAAACCAUUUUCCAAAGGCACGCUACAGCCCUACACUGCUGCCUUGCUUCACCUUGCCAGCAGCCCCAGAAGCCUGGGUUGUAACUGUUUAAACGAGGAGCAGACAGCGGUUCAGAGCAACUCAGACUGGUGUCGGUGGUCUCGGACAAGGCUCCAGGGACUCCGCGGCCACCACGCCCGCGCGGGGCUGGCCCCGUCGCCCUGUUCUCACGGGCUGAGCCCCAGGGAGGCAAGACCAGGCCACCGAGGCAAAGCGCUGCCAGGAUCCCAGCCCCUCUCCUCGCGAGGAGCCCGGCGCGCCCCGCCCGCGUCUGCACCAGCCGCUCACAGCCACACACGCCCCGGCGCCCUCCAUGCCGGGCCGGGGGCGGCACGCGCAGCCUGGACCCCCGACCCUGCCCGGCGCGGCCUCGCCGCCCCGGUCCCCGCCUCGGGGGGUGCGGGGGGCCCGGGGCCGGCUCCCUGCUGCGGGGCUGCGCCCACCCCCCGAGCCGCCCGCCGCUCACCCGCGACCCGGCUCCCGCUCAGCUCCGCCUCCCGCCCCCGGCGGCGACUUCCGGUCCGCCCGCGGACGCCGUCCGCCUCUGCCCUCCGGCGCCGCACGCCCGCGCCCGCGGGUUCCGAGGCUCGCGCGUUCCGGGGCACACCCUCCGCGGGCCCCCGAACCCCACCCGCCCUUUCCGCGCCGAGAGCAGGGGGCAGGACCUGCGGCCUGGACUCGCAGGGGGCGCUGAGUAGCCGGCUCUGGAAGCCUGGGGGUCUCCAUCAGCGCUGA
Hippopotamus amphibius kiboko is the source of this 822-nucleotide messenger RNA. Its product is annotated as skin secretory protein xP2-like. NCBI's taxonomy places the organism in Eukaryota, Metazoa, Chordata, Mammalia, Artiodactyla, Hippopotamidae. The record is from RefSeq and is a predicted model, not a curated record. The transcript has 3 exons. The coding region runs from base 1 to 822 and encodes 273 amino acids.